AUGGCAAACUCUGGCUUCGGCGCCGCCCUGCGGUCCUUCUGGCACACCAUGACCAGUUACGAUAGACAUUCUUCCUACGAUUCGCCUCACAGAACCGGACGCCAUGUCCCGCUACACAACGGCCGCAACGGCAUCCUCACCGGCGUAGCCACCGCGUCCGACUCCCGCGCCGACGUCAGCUCCCCCUACUUCGACGAUGCCGGUCGCUCCUCGCCCGCAAACGCCAACGGCGCGAGAAGCUCGUCCAACGGCCCCUACUCGCCCGGCAUGCGAUCCAUGUCGGCACAACAAUCCGACGGUUUCGAGGUCCAGAGCCCCGGCGACGUGCAGAUGCAGUCCUUCCAAGACGGCCUCGCCCCGGCGCCACCCGUGAGACACUCGUGGAAGAGGAUAGACGCGUGGGCCGAGGAAAACUACACGGAGCUGUGGGACCAGCUCGGCGAAGGCGCCACCAUCAACGACCUUAACGACCUGGAGCACCAGCUGGACUGCUCCCUGCCCCAGGACGUGCGCGACUCGCUCAUGAUUCACGAUGGCCAGGAGCGCGGCGGAAUCCCCACCGGCAUCAUCUUUGGCUCCAUGCUCAUGGACUGCGAAGAGAUUGUGCAGGAGUGGGAGACGUGGAGAAAGGUUAACCACCAGUUCCUGUUGGACGGCGCCAGUGCCAAGCCCACGACGCCAUCCAAGGCUUUCGGUGGCAGCAGCGAAGCCUCGUCGUCGAAGCAGCGGCCUUCGUCCUCUUCCUCGGCCGGCAACCCAGACGAAUGGCGGCAGAACCUGCUGGCUCGCCAAGACUGCGUCCCUCCGAACGCCGUCCAGAAGGCAUACGCUCACACGGGCUGGAUUCCGCUGGUCCGCGACUGGGGCGGCAACAACCUGGCAGUCGACCUGGCUCCUGGGCCGGGCGGCCGCUGGGGCCAGAUCAUCCUGUUUGGCCGAGACUUCGACACCAAGUACGUGGUGGCCCGCUCUUGGGGCGCCUUCCUCGCUCUCGUCGCCGACGACCUCAACAGUGGAAAGUGGUUUGUGGACGAGGACACCAACGAGCUCAAGCUCAGGGAGUUUAAGGAGACGCGCAUCGAGCCUGCUUACUUCAACAUCUUGCGAUGGAGGAUGGACCAGAAGUACGGCCGGCGGGCCGCCAAGCGUGCCUCGAUGGUACGGCCCCAGGGCCAGGGCGACUCGCCCCGCGGAUCGCGGUCCGCGUCGCCGUACGCGAGCCCGGUCGAAGCCAACGGAGACGUCCGCGGACGGUCUAUGCAGCGACUCAGCGGGUCGUCGCCCCUGGUCAGUCCGAUGCGGCCCAUGAAGGGCAAGGCGCCUCUGAGUAGGGUGACGGAGGAGUCGACGAUUCCCGAGAUACCGAGCGCCGAAAUCGAGCCCAGCCAACUGGUGGAGGUGGAGACGCCACGGGGUAGCGAAGAGAGCAAGAACCCGCUGCGCAUCUCGACGAUUGCGCGAUCCGAGUCGGACCUGCUCAAGGACAAGGACAAGGAGAACGAGGCACCAUUGAGCAGCAAGGCGAACGGAAAGCAGCCCGUGGUGGUGGACGACUCGAUGAAGACGAUUGAGAUCUGA
This is a messenger RNA of Purpureocillium lilacinum, 1578 nucleotides long. Its product is annotated as cell wall assembly regulator. NCBI's taxonomy places the organism in Eukaryota, Fungi, Ascomycota, Sordariomycetes, Hypocreales, Ophiocordycipitaceae. The record is from RefSeq and is a predicted model, not a curated record. Gene Ontology annotation, cellular component: mating projection tip. Gene Ontology annotation, biological process: fungal-type cell wall beta-glucan biosynthetic process; cell wall biogenesis.